Messenger RNA from Eruca vesicaria subsp. sativa (arugula), 380 nucleotides. NCBI's taxonomy places the organism in Eukaryota, Viridiplantae, Streptophyta, Magnoliopsida, Brassicales, Brassicaceae. The record is from the annotation of a GenBank genome assembly.
AAUCACCGAGUAGCAAAGCAAGCCAAACUUGAGCAUCUAACAUCUUUUUUGAAAAGCUUCAAAAUUCAAUUUUCCAGACAAAAGAAAUGUCUUUGCUCAGAGGUAUCUUGAGUGCAAAGAAGAUUAUUAACUUUUCUGUAGCGGCUACAAGCAAAAGAACAGUUUCAACACCAAAGGGGUUUCUUGCAGUGUACGUUGGUGAAGAUAAGGUCCAGAAGAAGAGAUAUUUGGUGCCAAUCUCAUAUUUAAACCAGCCUUCUUUUCAAGCUCUACUCGGUAAAUCCGAGGAAGAGUUUGGAUAUGAUCAUCCAAUGGGUGGCUUAACAAUCCCUUGUCCUGAAGAUACCUUCAUCAAUGUGACUUCCCGGCUUGAGCAAUGA